AUGGCUGCAUCCUGGAUGCAGUCUCCGUUCGACCACGAGUUCGAUAUUCUCGUGGAAAAUGAGCUUAAGAAGUGGAAAGUACCUGGUCUUAGCAUUUCAGUUGUCCAUGGACCCAACACAUACUCCAAGGUAAGAAAAACGACAACAGUCGAAAAUCAAGCGCUGAUCAGUGUAAAGGCAUACGGGGUGGCCGAGGUUCACUCGGAGUCUGAUCCAACAACCGAUCAACCACCUACGCAACGUAUGAUGUCUACCAACACACUGUUUCCAACUUGCAGCACGACCAAGGCCUUUACUGGUGCGGCUACGUCAAUAGUGAUUCAAGAUAGCAAAUCUACCGUAAGCCCAAUCUCCUGGAAUACGCCUCUGGCUAGUUUGAUACCGGAAGACUUUUCUUUGGAAGAUGCCUCUACGACUCAGAUCAUCACCUUGGAGGAUGCCCUCUCCCAUCGUUCUGGCAUGCCCGAGCACGGCUGGACACUGGCGUUUAUGCCGAAGAACGACAUAACCAUUCAAGACACAGUGCGCACCAUGAAACACUUUCCUCUUGCGAGUGCUCCGCGAACAAAGUACAACUACAGCAACCACAUGUAUAUUGCUGUAUCACACGCAUUAGAGAAACACACCGGCCAGCCGCUGGGUGAGAUCAUGAAGAAACGUAUUUGGGAACCUCUGGGCAUGCAUGAGACAUUCUUCUCCACCAAAGAUGCCAAAGCCGAUACAUCGACUACUCACAGCUUUGCCCAGGGACACGACUGGGUUUCCAACGAAGAAGGUGGUGUGUUUGUUCCCCUGCCUAAUAACGAUUGGCAAGUAAAUAGUGGUGCCGGUGCUAUCGUCAGCAACGUCAGUGACUAUGCCCUCUGGAUUCGCGAGUUGAUCGAGAGAAAGCGGCCCCUCGAGGGCCAUGGUAGCUUGAUAGAGCCACGAACCUUUCAUUUCCAGAAUGACGAUUUGAACAUCCCUGCCCCGUACCAUGCAUAUGCGCUAGGCUGGUUUGUCGAUCAUUACCGAGGCCACAAUUUCUACAGCCACCCUGGUGGCUGGCCUGGGUUUGGCAGCUGGGUUGGAUUUAUACCAGAGAAACAAUUCGGGUUUGCUAUUAUGGGCAACUCAUUCUCUGCUCGAUAUGCAGCGUUUAGAUUGGGCACGUAUCUUUUGGAUAAGCAGCUUGGGAUGCCGUACGAUGCGGUACAUGAGGGGCAAAUCAACGACUGUAUUGCAAGACAUUCUACAGAGUGGCACGCACGACUUGAAAAAAAGACUGUGGAAGAGGCCAAGCGAGAAUUGUAUGGAACUUUGCUGGAACCUCCGAUUCCGCAUGCUUUGCCAUUGCCCAAGUAUGCUGGGAAAUAUAAACAUCCUUCGAACAUCAGUUUGACUUUGAAAGAGCAUUCUGAGUCUCUCAAAGCAGACUUGCACGAUCGAGUCAUUCCCUGUGAGCUCUCCGUUGUCCAUGCGAGCGGAGAGUUCUUUGUUGGUACCAUCCACAACCGAGUCCAGAACUUGAUGCCACCUUUCGCGGUGGAAUUCCACAUCGAUGUGUCUGGAGCUGUUAUCAAAGUUGGACUUCUUUUGGAACAUGCGCUAGAGGGAAAAAAGAUCUGGUUUGAGCGUUGUGAAGAGUAA
This is a messenger RNA of Penicillium nucicola, 1629 nucleotides long. RefSeq names its product Peptidase S12 Pab87-related C-terminal. The record is from RefSeq and is a predicted model, not a curated record. NCBI's taxonomy places the organism in Eukaryota, Fungi, Ascomycota, Eurotiomycetes, Eurotiales, Aspergillaceae. Bases 1 to 1629 code for a protein of 542 amino acids. The transcript has a single exon.